AUGAAUUCACAGCUGCAGCGGGUUUCCUCCGCUCGUAUAGCUUCGUCCAUCGGCGAUGAAGCACUAGACCUGGCUCCUCAGCUCCGUCAUGUCAACCCGGCGAACCCGUUCGCGACUUUCCGGCCCAUUGAAGAUAUCCCUCCACCUCCUCCACCUCUCCAACCGCCGCAGGAACCUCUCCAGCAGUCGCAACAACCUAUACCAAUUCCGCGGCAGCAUAGUACACCACCACAACCUCAGCUGCAUCAUCCACAACAACCUCCCCGGCCGCAGAGACCUAUCCAACCACCGCAACAACCUCGCCCGCACGCGCAACAAGCUAUACCACUGCUCCCUCAGCUUAUCACACCACCACAGCAUCAUGUGCAAGAUCCCCAACAACCUCGCCCAUCGCGGAGGCCGAUACAGCCACCGCUACAUGCUUUCGAAGACGUGGCACGGUUCGGUAACGCCCCGGAGCAACCCCCUGUGGUAGAUCUUGCCAACAAUGCGCCGGCACCACCAAAUGCUGACUUGGCCCUACUACUGCCGGCGCCAUUAUAUCAGUCUUUCCCGCAGCAUGAUUAUGCCGCGCUGGUAGCUGAUGCACCGGACAUGACGAGCUUUGUGGACGUUGUUCCUGGACAGCUGCAAGGCUUGAAGCUUAUCCCAGAUCCGCCUGACUUGGACUUGUGGAGAAACAUAUUGUUCUAUGUAGACGAGAUGAUUACAUUGAGCGAAGAACAGUAUGUGAUGUUUCUUCCUCGAUCGAAACAAUUGACUACUGACAAGUAUGUAACCCCUAGAUUUCAGAUCUACUUCCCCCACAUCGAUAAUGUUUACUCCCACCGCUCGACUCAGCGAUACAAGCGCAACACAUUCGCCUCCCACUAUUGGGAUUGUCGACUGAAAGGCCGACCGUCUGGGACACCCAAGUCUGAUGAUCCGAACAAGAAAAAGCGAAAGCGCAGAGCACGGGCAAAAGACCUCUGCGAUGUCAAGAUCAAGAUCACCGAAUAUUUUCCUAGUAGCGGGGUAUUAGAUGAUGUGCCCAUACCGGGGGAGAUGUUGCCCGAAAUGCACUCUAUGUUCCCACUUCAGGGUAGUAACGCGUUCAGUGUACUUUCCUCCCCUGGCCCUCGUCUUCCGGAAGACCAUCCCGGAUCAAGCGGCAGGAGAUAUUUCACCAUCCAACGGGUGAAUGGCACUGGCACCCACGGUCACGGACCGGGGUGUGGCCAUAAACACUCCCUAGAGGAGAGUGAUCAAGUCAAGAAAAAUAGUGUUCAACGCAUCCUUGUUAAGGAGGAUAAGGAGCGAAGAAAGAAAUCUUCCACAUCUACUUCCACUAGCCGGUUACACUUCUUUGUUCUAACCCUGUCCCUCUACCAGCGAAACAUGCCCAAACAGAAGUCUUAUCACACCAAAGCGACGGGCCAAGCCGCCGUUACGGCGUUUAAACACUCGGCGGAGUCAACCCUCAAGUUGUAUGGAAGCUGUUUCUGCCCAUUCGUGCAACGAGUAUGGAUAGCGCUGGAGAUGAAGAAAAUCCCAUACCAGUACAUCGAGGUCGAUCCAUAUAAAAAGCCUCAGUCACUGCUUGACGUGAACCCACGGGGACUCGUGCCAGCACUGCGACACGGUGACUGGGGAUGUUAUGAAAGCACGGUGCUCUUAGAAUAUCUCGAGGACCUGAAAAUUGGCAACGCACUCCUUCCAGAAGAUGCAAAGCUGCGUGCCCACUGCCGGCUUUGGGUCGACCAUAUCAACCGUCACAUCGUGCCCAGCUUCUAUCGGGUACUACAAGAGCAAACCCAGGAGAAGCAGGUGGCGAGUGCGAAAGAGCUUCGGGAUGCUUUGGACAAGCUGAUCGCGGCGGCAGAUCCUACUGGACCAUUUUUCAUGGGAUCGCAGUUAUCGUUUGUGGAUGUUCAAGCAGCUCCGUGGGUCAUUCGACUCCGUCGGGUACUGACGCCUUAUCGAGGCUGGCCAGAUGCCGAGGAGGGAACUAGGUGGGCCUCCUGGGUGGACGCCAUAGAGGCAAAUGAGCAUGUUCGAGCAACAACCAGCACGGAUGAGCUCUAUAUGGACAGCUACGAGCGAUACGCUGGUAAGUUCCAUAUGGAUGACUUUGGCAGAUAG
This is a messenger RNA of Penicillium canariense, 2121 nucleotides long. Its product is annotated as glutathione S-transferase family protein. Bases 1 to 2121 code for a protein of 706 amino acids. The record is from RefSeq and is a predicted model, not a curated record. Gene Ontology annotation, cellular component: cytoplasm. The transcript is spliced from 6 exons. NCBI's taxonomy places the organism in Eukaryota, Fungi, Ascomycota, Eurotiomycetes, Eurotiales, Aspergillaceae.